Molecule: messenger RNA, 2246 nt
Organism: Brachypodium distachyon (stiff brome)
Lineage: Eukaryota; Viridiplantae; Streptophyta; Magnoliopsida; Poales; Poaceae
Product: vacuolar fusion protein CCZ1 homolog
Exons: 9
Coding region: 310-1839 (509 amino acids)
Biological process (GO): vesicle-mediated transport
Cellular component (GO): Mon1-Ccz1 complex; intracellular membrane-bounded organelle
Source: RefSeq, a predicted model, not a curated record
GUAGCACAGGAAAUCUUCUGAGAUCUCUAUACAGACACCUCGCUCCGUGCAUCGUCUUCCUCAUCGCGCGAGCGCCGCCACCCAUCCCGCUGCCGAGCGCCCCAGCCCCUUCCUCCUCGCACGAGCGUCUCCACCGCAGGUUGAUCUCCCCUUUGAUUCUCUCACUCCCGACCAUUUCUCCUCCCAUCACCCUACGAACGGAUUCCGCCCUUUAGCUCCCCGUUUCAUAAUCUUCCCCAAUUCGUAACCGAGGCAAAAUUCAAGGUAGGGCGGACCUUGCCCUACUGGGUCCUCCGCCCGUGGUCUCAGAUGGGGUUAUCCUCGACCGACGGCGCGCAGCUGUGCGUCUUCGACCUCAGGAGGGGGCAGCAGGAGGGGCAGGAGCUCGACAAGAUCCUCUUCUUCCACCCCACCGACUGCCCCAUCCUCCUCCAGCUCUCCGUCAUUGGCCUCUGUGAGGGGAUCAUCACUUUCACAAGAAUAUUUUCCCCUGAAGAUGAUUGUGAGGUGAUAGAAUCAGAUAGACAUUCCCAUGUUUUUUACCAAGCUGAGACAGAUAUUUGGAUGGUUCUGGUGGUGGAGAAGACCAAGGAUAGUGAAUCAACCUUGCGUUGUGCUGCAUUGCAAGGAAUACUUAAAGAAUCUCAUUCACUUUUCACAAUGUUUCAUGGCCCAAUCCGAUCUUUACUUGACAGAAAACCAAGUGCUGAACUUGCCCGCGGUCACCUCCACACAUUUAUCACAGAUUAUUUAAGCGAUUUCACUGUUGGCAAAAAGCUACAAUUGCCAACCUACCGUGACAGCCUAAAGGAGCGGGGAACAGUCCAAAUGCUAACAGUCUCACGAGAAGUGGCACUUGAAGUUCAGUCACUCGCCACAGUUCUUGGAUCGUGUCUUGGAAAUGUUGCCUGCCAAUCAAUUGUAUUAUUCGAGGAUCUCUUGGUAUCUACGACACUUUCCCCGGAUGAUACACUAAACCUAUAUACGUAUGCUAUCCUGCGGUUGACUCCUCGUGCUUUAUCCAAUGCAAACUCAUGGUCUUAUUUGCGGAAAGGGGUUUAUGUUAAUGCUGGCUCCACCUCAAGUUCGUCGAAUGGAGCAGCUACAGCAGAAAGGUAUCAUAGUCGAUCUCGUGAUACUUCUCCUGAUGGACAAAAUCAGAUGCGUCAUAAUUUCAGGCCUCUCCAGCGUGAGAAAUUGUCUAAGGGAAAGGAUGGUUUUGUUGCUGCUGAGUUUGCAACUACAGAAGUUCGUGGUGCUGUACCUUUGACUCCGAUACUGUGGUUCCAGCAGGCAGAGGAGCGCAUGUAUCUAUGUGUUUAUCAGCACAAGAGCCUCACCAUCUUAUUGCUGAUUCCAGCUUCCUCGCUAAUAAACGGAGAAGAGGGUAUUGCUCAUGUGAAGAGGCAUCUUCUUGAAAAUGCAUCAGAGAACAUUGUCAUGGUUGAACAAAAACUAGCACGAGGAUGGGGAGGAGAAAAUGCCUAUCAUGUUGGUGGAUAUCGUUACUUACUCGUGGAUCCAGACAGAAAAAUAUCAAGAGCCUCCCCGCCUGGGAAAGUCACCACCCUGUCAAAGGAUUCUCUACUUGCCCUCAAUAGGCUGAGAGAAGAAAUGGAUUUAGAGAAGUCAAGAGCUAAGAGGAGUGACCCUACCCGGGACAAAGACUUUGAAGUAUGCAUCAGAGCGAAAAACAAUGCAUGGGUUAUUGCUAAAAUUACUCGAGGAAGAGAACUCUAUAUGGCUUUAGAGAAGGGUGGGGAAACACUUCUUUAUGCGUCUACAGCUGUCGAGAAAUUUAGCAACAGGUACUGUGAAGGAGCAUUCUCGACAGACUAAAAGCACCACCACGAGAUGUCGCCUCUUCUCCAUUGUACAACAAAUGGGGUCGGACUGGAUGGUUCCUUUAAGGUGUAAUGAAAGUGGGUCUCUCGUCAUGACUGGAUUCAUACUAGGUGUACUAAAGUCUAUGCGUGAAAAGAGACUUCCGAUAAUAAUAUAGAGCAGACCAGCAUGGCUUGCCUUACAGUCUUGCGGCCUUCCAGGACACAUUCUCGUUUCUAUGCUGACGAUGGACUUGCUGACGAGGGUAGUUAACUUGCGGAUGUAUUAUGUUUCAUAGCCGUUGUCAGUUUGUGUGUUAUUUUGAGUUGCUCAAUGUUUACUAAACAGUUUACCAGUUUUUUAUACUGCCUAUUUGAGAAUAUGAAUGGAAAAGAGGCUUGAAAGUUGAAACUUCCACAAAA